Molecule: messenger RNA, 1826 nt
Organism: Corythoichthys intestinalis (scribbled pipefish)
Lineage: Eukaryota; Metazoa; Chordata; Actinopteri; Syngnathiformes; Syngnathidae
Exons: 18
Coding region: 1-1791 (596 amino acids)
Source: RefSeq, a predicted model, not a curated record
AUGGAGCUGGUCAGACUUGUGUCUGUGACUUUAGCUGUUAUUUUAACGAGUAGUUGUGGAGCUCAAACAGUAUCAGCACCCACUCUGAAAAUGGACCAGGCUUUGUUAAUAUUUCAUAACCAGCUGCCCCAUGAAGUGGAGGUCUUGUACACUUCAGAUUAUUGCUACAAGUGUGUGUACCAGCAUUUGGUCCAUGUGAAAGCCAGCUACAACAAUGCGUCUACCGUCAUCAGCACCAAAUUCACUUUGACCAUACAAGUGGAAUCCAGCAAGAGGAAUGUAAUUCUUUGCAGAUGGAGUGAGACAUAUGAGGAGGGUGGUCACUAUUCUGUACGGAUCCUAAGAUCAGAUAAUGCCAACAACGCCACCUGUAUCCAUUCUGUGCAUAGAAGACCAAACAAUUCCUACCUGCCUAUUCUGGUGGCUACUCUCUCCUUGGCUAUAAUAGCGCUCUUAUUUGUUGUUGCACCCUGCAUUUACAGAAAAUGUCAAACAUCAAAGUUUUUAAAGAAGAUUUUCUGUCACAGUCCCAAGUACUCGCUUGAUAAUGCCCAAACCCAUGCUACACAAACUGAGGGCAGUGCCACCAAAGUGAAGCACAAACGUUUACGUUCGCUGGAUGCUUUCCGAGGGUUUGCUCUCACAGUGAUGGUGUUUGUCAACUACGGUGGAGGGGGCUACUGGUUUUUCCAACAUGCGCCAUGGAAUGGUCUGACUGUAGCGGAUCUCGUCAUGCCAUGGUUCGUCUUCAUCAUCGGGACUUCAGUAGUGUUGGCGUUCAGGUCCAUGCAAAGGCGAGGCGUAGGCCGCCUGCAGCUGCUGCGAAAGAUCACGUGGAGAACUGCGGUGCUGCUGACGCUCGGCUUCUGCUUCCUCAACUACUCCCCGCGUGAUGGGCCAUUGUCCUGGUCUUGGCUCAGGAUCCCAGGGGUACUGCAGCGUCUGGGCUUCACGUACUUUGUUUUGGCUCUACUGCAAAUUCUGUGGGAACACAAAGAAAAUCCACCAAUGACAGGUCAGUGGUGGGCCCCCAUCGAGGACGUGGUGUUGUACUGGCCCCAGUGGCUGACCAUCAUCCUUUUGGAGACCUUGUGGCUGUGCAUCACUUUCCUCCUGCCUAUACCCAACUGCCCCACAGGGUAUUUGGGAGCUGGUGGAAUCGGAGAUUAUGGCCUUUACCCAAACUGCACGGGAGGAUCGGCAGGAUACAUCGACAGGUUGAUAUUUGGUGACAACAUGUACCGGUAUCCUACUUGUAAAGAAAUGUAUCGUACCACCCAACCUUUCGACCCAGAGGGGAUUCUGGGUACAAUCAACUCUGUUGUGAUGGGAUUUCUGGGCAUGCAGGCUGGGAAAAUUAUCAUUUUCUACAAGGGGAAGAACGUCCACAUCCUGUGCAGGUUCCUAGUGUGGGCAAUCAUCUUGGGAAUCUCGGCGGCCAUCCUUUCUAAGUGCACGCGAGAAGAAGGAUUUAUACCUGUCAAUAAAAACCUAUGGUCGUUGUCCUAUGUGACGUCUAUGGGCUGUCUGUCCUUCCUGUUGCUAGCAGGCAUGUACUUUAUCAUGGAUGUUAUGGGCUGGUGGGGCGGACAACCAUUCGUGUAUCCAGGGAUGAACUCCAUUUUGGUGUACGUUGGACACUCUAUGUUAGGUUUCUAUUUCCCAUUCAGCUGGGAGAUGCGCUUCCAGCAAAGCCACUGGGAGUGGCUCUUUCAAAGUCUGUGGGGAACGGCAUUAUGGGUGAUGAUUGCUUACCUGCUCUAUCGGAAAAAAAUCUUCCUUAAAAUUUGAUGAAAAUUGCUUUGCUGUGUUUACUGUAUAUUUAA